Dentiscutata erythropus is the source of this 1470-nucleotide messenger RNA. NCBI's taxonomy places the organism in Eukaryota, Fungi, Glomeromycota, Glomeromycetes, Diversisporales, Gigasporaceae. The record is from the annotation of a GenBank genome assembly.
AUGUCGCUUCUAUCAGUUUUAAGCGCUUGUUUGACAGAUUGGCCUUCCCUUAUACUAGUAUUAUUGAUAAUUUAUAUAUCAAACUUCUACUAUAAAUAUUUUACACGUCCUAAUCCAUUACCAGGUCCCAUGCCAAUUCCUAUACUCGGGACGAUUCAUAUCAUUGGAAUGAAUCCUCUCACGUGGUACAAUAAAAAUAAGGGGAAAGCCGGUGCAAUCUGGGAAUUUUAUAUUGGUUCCGAACGACACAUAGUCGUCAAUCAUGUAAAACAUGCUGAGAAACUUUGUAAACCAAAUAAAAGUCUCUUUAAAAAACUUCCCUUUACUACAUUUGAAAGAACAGGACUUCAUAAUGGUGUAAUUUUUUGUACUGAUUAUGAUGCAUGGCAUAGAAGGAGAAAAUUAAUAAUCCGUGCAUUAAUGGCAACGAAAUUCUUACGAGGUAUCGUCCUUUGUGUUCAAAACCAAUUUAAAGCUUCUGAAGAAAGAUGGAGUUCGAAAAUAAAAGAUGGAAUUGAAUUUGAUUUUAGGGAAUGGAUAAGAUUUUUUGCAACUGAUCUUCAUACUCUUCAAACCACAAAACAACAUUCUUAUUGUGCAGCUUUAUUUGACACAAAUAAGAAAUUAGUUCAAACUGAAGAAAUCAAAAAAUCUUUAAAGUUUACUAACGGCAUACAUAAACAUUUUCUUUCACUUGGAUUUUUUGUUUUAGUCCCUCAAUUUGUAAUGGAUUAUGUACCAGACGCAGAUUUAUUAGAUCAUCUAUUGAUUGCUCAUACCCUAAAAGAUCCCGAUUCUGAAAAUGAUGAUAAUGUGACUCCAAUAACUGCUAAAGAAGUUACUGUUAUUACGUGGGACGUUCUUCUAGCUAGCACCGAUACGACCGGUAAUUCACUCAGUUUUUUAAUAUAUUACAUUGCGAAAAAUCCAAAUGUUCUUGCCAAGAUUCGCAAAGAGAUCAAUGAAGUCUUUGGUUCUGAUCCAAACGUUGAAUUCACUCUUGAAAAACUCGAUAAUUGUCAUUACAUUGAAGCUACGGUUAAAGAAACUUUGCGCAUUACUACGUUAGUUCCAUAUACUAUGAAAGUUUCUGAUGGUGUUCUAAAUAUUGCUGGAUAUAAUUGGCCAAGUGGAACUACAUUUUGGAUAGAUCAUCAAACUCUUUGUAAUGAUCCUGAUUAUUGGGAAGAUAAUGAAACUUUUAAUCCUGAUAGAUUUUUAAGUAAACAUCAUGGUGGCUCGUCUGAACUUUCGGAAUUUCAAAAGAUUUCUUAUACUCCAUUCGGUUGUGGUCUUAGAUCUUGUGCUGGAAAAUUAGCGGCUAUGAAUGUAUUGAAAUCUUUAGUUGUUCUAUUUUAUAGAAAGUAUAACAUAGAAUUAAAGGAUGAAAAGAUAAAAUAUUAUUAUAAUUUGUUAACUCAGGUUUAUGAUAUGAAAGUUAAGAUUAGCUUAAGAGAUGAUUCUUUAUAA